GUUCGACCAGUGGUAGUGGGGGAAAACUCAUCGUUUGUGUAGGCAUUUAAACAUAUGGGUUGGAGGGUUGAACGUUGUAGAUAUUAAUUUCUAUUUAGAAAAUUAAUGUGCAAGUGAAUACUUAAUUCAAAAACGUUAAUAAGUUCUAUAUAGUUUGGAGUUGUAGAUUAGACAUGUCCAUUCUAAUCGAUUAUAAAAUAUUAAGAAAUUACUGUUAUUGACAUAAAGUCUCAGGCCAAUAUGAUGGAUGGACCAGUUGGCUGAUUGAAAAAUAAAUCAUUUCCCAAAAUAAUCUUUUGUGUUUACAUCGUCUUCAUCAAGAAAACUGCAAAAUUGUUUGCUCAACAAGAUGAAAUAUUUUAGAACGAAAAAGAAACGGAAAAAAUGAUGCGAUGGUGGAACAAUGAGGCCUAUAUGAAAAAAAAAGCUGAAGCGGAGCCUCAAGAAGAAAUUGGUGGUGAUGAUGAUCAGCAAUCAGAAAAAGUAACCUAUUUUGAUGAGGGAAUAUAUGACAAGGUAGUAAGGACAUGGGUAUUCAGAGUAAGGGCGGAAGUGGCCCGUGGAGAAGUAGUAUGUGUAACAGGAAAUUGUGAUAUCCUUGGGAAUUGGAAGCACAACAAAGUUCUCGUCUUAACUCAGGAGAAGGAUGAUGAAAGUGAUGAAGAAGGGAAUGAAUCUGUUUGGUAUGCUAAAGUUGAUAUACCUCUCAAAAGAGACAUAAAUUACCGUUAUGUCAUAUGUUUGAUUGUGGAACCAGAUGGAAGUAAAAUAACCGACAGGCACUUCAUUGUUCGAAGAUGGGAGACCAAUCGUGAACCUCGAGCUUUAUUAAAAAAAGUUCACCAGCCGGCUGACGAAGAAAUAGAAACAAUGGGUUUUUAUGAUAACAAAGAGAGAAUUGAUCGUGGUUGGUUGACAACUGAAACUGCUGUCCAGUUGAAGUUAUUUAAUAGCAAUCUCAAUAUCUGGAAAUCAAAAUUAAAAGGAAAACCGAUGAAUAUCAAGAUAACCUUAAUAAAUUUAUCAAGAGCUAAUAGCAUAUCGCAAGAAGUAAACCAAGCUGAUGAAUGUCUUAGUCUGGAGACCAUGGAUCUUUCUGAUAAAAUAGAUAAUUGGCCUGUAAUUGAAAUCGCUGUUCUAAAUCAAAGGGAAAGACAGUUUAAAUUACAAGAGCAAUUUGGACGACCUUUUAAAGAUGAUGAAUUUAUGGUCUUUCAAAUACUAGUCCUUCAUUUAGAAACAAAUGGUAUUUUGUUAGAUUUUUAUAUUCCUACUGAAAAUAGACGAGAGGAUGAACCUCCUUAUCAUGCAGGAUUUUCAUAUAUUCUUCCUAGUGCAAUGAAGUACAGCGAAGGGCAGAUUGUUGUACCGAUAACUAGUGUAAGGCACCGUCCAAUUGGAGAAAUAACUUUGGAAUAUUUAGUUGUUAAACCAACUGUACAUUACACUUGUGACCUGAGCUAUUCUCUUCAUAAACAAUGGAAAGAAACGUGGCAUGGUUUAGAUGUUGGUCACCGUGGAGCUGGUGGAUCUUUCAGAGGUGACAUCAAGCAAUGUGCCGAAGUAAGAGAAAACACGAUUGCUUCAUUAAAGAGUGCUGCCUCUCAUGGAGCUGACUUUGUUGAAUUUGACGUUCAACUUUCUAGAGAUCUUGUUCCCGUUUUAUAUCAUGAUUUCUAUGUAGCCAUUGCCUUAAGAAGAAAGACUCAGAUUACAGCAGAGGAAAUGAUACAGCUCCCUGUCAAAGACCUCUCCUUGGAACAGCUCCAAAGGCUUAAGGACUUGAGUGAACCGCCUACUGCGAGCAAAGUCCUGCACUUUCGUGGUAAUGAUGAGCCUCCCGAUGAUACGCUCUACCAUGUUGGUGAGUUCAAUAACCAAUCAAAAUACUCAGAUGAACAUCUUGAAGAACAUCAGCCUUUUCCAACUCUUCAGCAGGCAUUAGAAAUUUUGGAUCCUAGUGUGGGAUUUAAUGUCGAAAUUAAAUGGACAAUGCAGCUUAAGGAUGGCACUUAUGAACUUUAUCAUCCUUUUGAUUUAAACCUAUACUUGGACACAGUAUUAGAGGUAGUUUUAAAACAUGCCCGAACAAGAAAUAUUAUAUUUUCGUGUUUUCAUCCGGAUAUCUGUUCAAUGAUCCGUUUAAAACAGAAUAGAUACCCAGUUAUGUUUUUGACUCAAGGUAUCACUGAUAAAUAUCCAGCUUACCAUGAUCCCAGGUGUCAAAACGUCCCUAUGGCUGUACAUUACGCUGUCAAUAUGGAUAUAUUGGGAAUAAAUGUUCAUAGUGAGGAACUUUUACGUGACUCAUCGCAAAUAGCUCUUGUGAAGCGAGCUGGUCUCGUCCUUUUCUGUUGGGGUGAUGAUAAUAAUGAUACAGAGACUAUCAAACACCUCAAAGACUUGGGAAUCCAUGCUGUUAUUUAUGAUAAGAUUGACCAAAGAUGUUCCAAAGAAGUAAAAGAGAGUAUCUUCAGAUUGGAAGCUCGAGAAUCUGAAAGAAUACAGAUUAGGGCUGCAGCAGAAAGAGCGUCAGUAGAUGAAUACUUGCACCCAACUCCAGAAAGGCAAAACUCAACCGAGGCUAAACAAAAUUUCAUGAUGGAAGCAGCAGCUAAAAAUGAAACCAUGUCUUUCCCUUCCCAAAUAAGCCUAUGGACAGAAGAUGGUCUUGGACAUGCCUCAUCUUGAAAUUUUUUAAUAUGAUAACACAUUUUCUAUAUUAGUGAAUUAUUUUGAAUUUUUUAAAGAAAAAAUUUUUGCUUUGCAUUAAUGUACUUGAAUUUCUUCACCUUUUGGUCUCUCGAAAUUGGCUCAUUAAGAAAAAUAUAUACAUAUAACAUAUAUAAAUAUAAACUAACAAAUUAUUUUUAAGGUGAAUUAGGACAAUAUUGUAAUUAAUGAAAUCAUUCUCUAUCUGUGCACUUGAUGUACGGUGCGAGAUGUAUUUAUUAACUCUGUGAUAAGAAAAAUAUUAACAAAAAUGUUGCGUGUAUAUAUUGAAUGAAUGGUUCUAAUUCAGUGGAACUUAAAUUUAUUUUAUCCCAGUUAAAAACUCUUUUUAAUUUUCUGAUGUCAGGAAUGAAGACAAGUAAAAAAUUCUUGUGUCAAACUUACUGCAGCCAAUUUUUUUCUUUUUUUAUUAAAUAUAACAGAUAACUUUUUUUUCUCAAAUCAUGAUUUUGUUAAUUGCAGUUAUUUAAUCAUUAGUUUACAAGUGAAACUCAUAGUCAAGAUUUUAAAGUGUUUUUUUCUUUAUCCAAUGUUCCAGCAUUAAUAUUUGCAAAGUUUGUCAUUAAAUCUUACUCCUUUUCAGUGAAAUACUUGAAAUAAAGCUAGAAUCCCUGCAUU
Molecule: messenger RNA, 3351 nt
Organism: Nezara viridula (southern green stink bug)
Lineage: Eukaryota; Metazoa; Arthropoda; Insecta; Hemiptera; Pentatomidae
Source: the annotation of a GenBank genome assembly